Messenger RNA from Fusarium graminearum PH-1, 1044 nucleotides. RefSeq lists its product as uncharacterized. Lineage: Eukaryota; Fungi; Ascomycota; Sordariomycetes; Hypocreales; Nectriaceae. Gene Ontology annotation, biological process: protein autoubiquitination; protein monoubiquitination; proteasome-mediated ubiquitin-dependent protein catabolic process. The record is from RefSeq and is a predicted model, not a curated record. Gene Ontology annotation, molecular function: ubiquitin conjugating enzyme binding; ubiquitin protein ligase activity; cyclin binding. Gene Ontology annotation, cellular component: nucleus; cytosol; ubiquitin ligase complex. The coding region runs from base 1 to 1044 and encodes 347 amino acids. The transcript is spliced from 2 exons.
AUGGAGAGUAUCACUCUGCCGGCACAAACAUCUGUGGCGGGAUUAUUGCCUGUAGCUCAGACCGGUCGCCCAAGUCUAUCAUGGAGGCUUCCAGUCUCACCCGCAGAGGCAAAACCUGCACAAUUCUCAUUGGAAAACCAAGCGUUACCGUGGACAUCUGUUGACAUAAAGAUGGGCUCACCGGUAGGCUGCCGAGGUUGUGGAAGCGAAUUUGUUUCUCAGGGUGCCAUAAAUGAAUGGAAAGACUUGCCAAGUGAGAAUUGGGCUGAAAUGAUGGAGUUCUGGCACUGCCAUAAACCUCAUGACCACGAACAUCAAGAUUCCGAGUCUCUGGCCACCAAAGGUUACGGUGCCAACUCUGCUAUAUCAGCCCAGCAGGGUGUCGGCUUUGUCGACUUGACGUCGUUCCUCUUCACGGAAUCUGACUGCCGAGGCUUAAAAUAUUCUUCUUCGACAAUGGAUGCUGGGUUCGACAUGUCGUCUUUGGCGCUUGAGGACGAUGAGAGUAACAAGUUCUUACACGUAUUUUGUCGACAAUGUGCAACAGAAGUAGGUCUGUACAACGUUGCGGCAUCAUCUGUUACUCUGUUUAAAUGGCAAAUUACUUGUCAAACCAAAACUCCAGAUCCCAACCCAAGCAGUCCAGAGUGUCUUGCAGCGACUCUCAUGGCUACAAUUUCGAGGUCGGGGUCAUCCAAGUCGAUCAUCACGCCGCAUGUGCUUGGAUCUGUAGAGCUGAGUUCGGCUGUUGCACGCCAGAACCUCCAUCUUUGGGUGUUGAAUCCCAAUGUGGUUUACACAGCAUCUUCUACCACGGGUUGUACGACGGCUAUGAAGAUACUCUACAGGCAUAUCGACUCGGAAGAGGGCGAUAAGCUGAUUACAUCCAUGACCUCGGAUGUCCAGGAGAUUACUCUGCCAGAGACAGCCAUCAAAGCUGCAGAAGAGUGCUUGUUGGCGAGUAGUCAACUGCUGCCAGCUCAAGAACGGACUUUUAAGGAGUGGAAUGUGGGGUUGCUCGGAAGAUGGGAACCCUCUUCCUGA